Messenger RNA from Oncorhynchus nerka (sockeye salmon), 316 nucleotides. Its product is annotated as brain-specific angiogenesis inhibitor 1-associated protein 2-like. Bases 38 to 316 code for a protein of 92 amino acids. The transcript is spliced from 4 exons. Gene Ontology annotation, biological process: plasma membrane organization; actin filament bundle assembly; actin crosslink formation. The record is from RefSeq and is a predicted model, not a curated record. NCBI's taxonomy places the organism in Eukaryota, Metazoa, Chordata, Actinopteri, Salmoniformes, Salmonidae. Gene Ontology annotation, cellular component: nucleoplasm; cytosol.
GGGAGGAGACUACAAUACAGAAACAUUCUGAAACACCAUGUCUCGUUCAGACGAGGUCAACAAGAUGACAGAAAACGUGUAUAAGGGGAUUCUGGACCAGUUCAACCCCAGUCUGAAGAACUUUGUGACCAUGGGGAAACACUAUGAGAAAGCCCUGACAGGAGUGACGGUAGCAGCCAAGGGAUACUUCGAUGGUCUGGUCAAACUGGGAGAACUGGCCAGCGACAGCCAAGGGUCCAAAGAACUGGGAGACACAUUAUUCCAGAUGGCCGAGGUGCACAGGCAGAUCUGUGUCUGGGUCUGGAGGACGUGGUGA